Aspergillus uvarum CBS 121591 is the source of this 795-nucleotide messenger RNA. RefSeq lists its product as uncharacterized. The transcript has a single exon. Lineage: Eukaryota; Fungi; Ascomycota; Eurotiomycetes; Eurotiales; Aspergillaceae. The record is from RefSeq and is a predicted model, not a curated record. The coding region runs from base 130 to 594 and encodes 154 amino acids.
UGCUGACGAUGUGAUGCCUCUCAGCCUGACAGAUCACCACCCGCUCCAUCGGGAUUCAGUCUAUCCACAUCUAACUCGAGAAUUCAUUCAGAAGAUUAAUGGGUUCUGGAAGUGCAUUCGACACAUUCGAUGUUGCCCCGACCAGAAAAGGAAGUGCAUGGACUGUGCGAAAGGCUAUUUAGCCCGCCUACACCGUACGGUUCUCCUUUACUUAUCCUGAGAGGAUGUUGUUUUCACUAUUCUUGCCUCCCCCCUUCCCGCCGUCUCAGCUUAAGGUCAGCUGGAUCAGCAUUGCGCGGGUGCCAUCCGCAGAUGGAAGACUCAGGUACGCGACAGGACGACUCAACUUUCUUCUUUUCAGGUCAUCGUCGUUCGCCACCGCGAUUGGCUUUGUUGUUUUUACGUAGUACUCGGUUUCAGAUAUGCCCAGUGUGGCUGCUCAAGUAUGUGUCUUGUGUGUUCGCGCAUGAAGGGCACCACGAUACCCCUCCCUUCAACCUGGACAUACUGUACAGUAAGUACAUACACACUACCUUAAGAAAGCAACGAAGAAGUUCGGCGCGACCCAGCUGGGCCCUAAUUCAGACUGCAUGACUGCAUCAUCAUCAUCAUCAUCAAACACUAUUGUUUCUGUUUUUGGUAAUUCUGCAACCAAGCCAGAGAUGCAUCGACCUAGCAUCGCCCGCCGACCUAGUCUGGUCCCAUCUGCAGCCGUGGCAUGGGCGAACAGGGCCUUCCUUUUAUGGGCUUGUACCGAGUGAGUUUAGUGAGUGGUUUAGUCUCGGAGCGACAGUU